GUUUCGUGCCCAUUCAAAUAUUAAUCUGAAUAUGGCGAUUUGAAAGCACUCAAAAUUAAACCAACUGCUUCCAACGUUUUCCCAUUUUCGGAGAGAGAAAGCAUUUCUAGAGGAAGGGAGAGGAGGAAGGAGAUGAGACGGAUUCAGAGCUGGGUUUUUCUCCAAUGGUUUAUUGCUUCAUUAAUAAUGGCGUGAUUGGUGAGGUUCGGAGAGGAAUUGCGCCUCUCUGAAUUCUUCCGUAGUUUUUUCUUCUUUUCUUCUCUUUUUCUCUCACCGAAUCAGUUUUCUUGGCCGGGAAGGAAAGUGAGAGAAAAUCAAGAGGGACCGGUUUUGUUGGUUGAGUUGUGUUCUAGGUGGAGUUCCUUUUUCAUGUAGGCCUCAUGCUGUUUUCUGGGUUCUGGCUAAUUGGUUGUUUCGAUGGCAGAUUGUAAUAUGGUUCAACUGGUAUCUGGAAAUAGCAAGCGAUGUAUAGGAGUGUCUUUUCUGCUGCUGGAGUUCUUCUCUUAGCGUGCCAACAAUACUGUUAUGACUUUUAAGACUGGAAUAAUCAGUUUUAAUGAAUCUUGAAGGUCCCAUGGAAAUGUUAAGCUCACUAGAGAAGUUACUCUUUACUUUGAGUGGAAACAGAGUUCUCACUGAGAUAAAUUCCAUAAGGACUUUGUAGAAUGUCUCGCUGACCAACAGCUGGAAUAAAUAAGCGAAGCUCUCUUACUUCGUAUUGCAAUAUUUCUCUAUCAAGGUGCAGGGUACAAGGUCUCAGUGGGUUGGCUGGCUCUCUAACAAGACUGUUAACCAUUCUAGUCUGUUAUUUAUUUGACUUCCCUGUGUAAACGGAAGAAGUAAUACAAACUCUUGUUUGAUUUUGGGGCAAAUCUCCUUUGGCGGCAACAAAAAUUUGGUUUCUGGAAGGACACUUCUUUCAGAAACCUCAUAUAUCCUGCUCUUUUGGGCACAUCUCCCUCAGCUAAAAGUUAGUGAAGUCUAUCCUUAUUGGGUAACUUUCCUUGGAAGUCAUCUAUUGAGGAUACUUCCUCUUUAUAAUUUUCUUUGGAACUCCACCCUCUAUAGGCAGAUCUCCUUUUCUGUGCUGAAAGUCCAUUUCAUCUUGUGGAGAAGACGUUAUCUGGCAUUAACGGCUCAUCAACACUUGUGGUUGGGAAUACUCCCUUGGAAGGUUCAUUUAGUUGAACCUUUCGACUAACAGGGCAAAUCUCCUUUGGCAUUUUGGAGUGUUAACUCCAGUUAUCCCUGCAUCUCUGUAGGGAAAAACUCAUUCGGUGUUGGAUCUCAAAUCUCAGCAGUCCUAUUAUUCUAUCAGAGAUUCAAACUUGUCAUCUUUCUUCAACAUUGGAAAAUAAUAUCCACGGUCAAGAAAGAUAAUACUAUUUAUAUUUUAGAUUUAACAAUAAACCUGGUUUUGCAUUUGCAAACACAUUAGAAAUUAAAAUCGAGGCUAGCAGCAAAAUUCCACGACGAUUAAUUGAGUUACUUUGGUGGGAAGUCAAGCAGAAAAUCUUUCAUCUGUUUCCUUAUCUGAGAUAUAUAUUUUGGCAGGCAUCUUACUGAUGGAUGUGCUUCUCAGUGACUCUGAUUGGGAGACUUAUAGUGAGAGUGCUAGCAGUGAACAAGAGGAAAUUGAGUUUUUGUAUCGUGGGCAGGCUCAGAGCAUCUUUUCCAGUCUUGAGGAGAGCAUUGGAAAGAUUGAUGACUUUCUCUCAUUUGAGAGGGGAUUCUCCUAUGGGGAUAUCGUAUGCUCUGUAACAGAUCCAUCUGGACAGUUAGGAAAGGUUGUUAAUAUAAAUUUGUUUGUAGAUUUGGAGAGUGUUCAUGGAAAAAGCAUAAAAGAAGUGAAUUCUAUGAAACUUCUAAAAAUCCGUUCUAUUUCAGUGGGUGAUUAUGUGGUUCAUGGAGCAUGGUUAGGAAAGGUUGACAAAGUGGUCGACUGUGUCUCUGUUGUCUUUGAUGAUGGGACUAAGUGUGAAAUCACUGCUGUGGAUCAAGAGAAAAUUGUACCUGUUUCAUCAAAUUUAUUGGAAGAUUCACAGUACUGUUAUUACCCAGGCCAGAGAGUGCGGGUUAAGCUCUCUCAUGUCCCCAAGUCAGCUAGAUUGUGUGGGAACUGGAGAUCCAAUGAAGAUGAAGGAACUGUUUGUUCUGUGGAAGCAAGUGUGGUGUAUGUUGAUUGGGUUGCCUCUGCUCAAUUGGGAAGGUGAAGCAAGUCUGCCUCCCCGAGUUUACAGACUCAAAAAUUUAACACUUUUGUCAUGUUUUUU
Molecule: messenger RNA, 2273 nt
Organism: Carica papaya (papaya)
Lineage: Eukaryota; Viridiplantae; Streptophyta; Magnoliopsida; Brassicales; Caricaceae
Source: RefSeq, a predicted model, not a curated record